AUGCGUUAUUACUUUCUAUGGCUGUUAUUUGCAGCUGUUUGUAAAGCAGAUGGUAACUGCUUCGCGAGCUUGCCGUCGGAUUUUUCGUUCAACAAUAGUAACAUCUAUCAGACAAGUUCGUUAUGUUACAGCACUUGCAAAGACGCGGGUACUAAGUAUUUUGCAUUGUUCAAUGGUGGAGAUUGCUAUUGUGGUGAUUCGAAUCCAUCCGAAACCGAAUCCUCGAGCUCAGGAUGUACCAGUUCGUGCAACGGUUACGGCACACAAAAGUGCGGGGGUUCCGACGCGUACUCUGUAUUCGCUAUUGAAGACAACUUGGAUGAUGGCGGAAGUGGAUACUCAAGCGUUGUAGCCGGUAGUUCGGUAAGCUCGGGCUCCACGUCGGCCUCCACUUCGGCCUCUGCGUCGGCCUCUGCGUCGGCCUCUUCUGGGAGCUCUGUCAGUUCUGGCUCAACAUCGAGCUCUGCAACCAGUUCAGAUACCACCUCAAGUAGCUCAAUAUCAAGCUCCUCAUCUGGACUAUUAGCCUCGUCUACACAGUCUCAGGAUUCUUCAUCCUCAACUUCAUCCUCAGCAGCAUCAUCUUCUCCAACUUCCAAUGACAACGUUGUAACCUCGACACAGACUUCCGAUGGCUACACUAAUUUAGUCACAAAGACGGUUACCGCCGAUUCGUCGUCGGCUACUUUGAGCAGCGACAGCAAGAAUGAAAAGUCCCACAGCAAGUCAAAAAAUUUGGGCGCCAUCAUAGGUGGCGUUGUUGGUGGCGUUUGUGGUGCUGCACUCGUCGCACUAAUUUUCUUACUGAUACUGCGGCGUGUGAGUAAGAGAAGAGAACAGGAGCGGAUGGAAAAGGAAUACCAGGAGGCUAUCAAGCCCGUUGAUUUCGACGACACGCUAUACCGCUCUUCAAUAUCGACACACAAGGGAAAUGCCGUGAAUCCGUUUGAUGAUCCACGCCGAGUCAGCAAUGGGUCUUUAGUAGAGCAGCCGGUUGAUCAGAACCAGAACACGCAAAAGACCUUAACAGUUGCCAAUCCGGAUGAGUAA
Messenger RNA from Lachancea dasiensis, 1050 nucleotides. The record is from the annotation of a GenBank genome assembly. Lineage: Eukaryota; Fungi; Ascomycota; Saccharomycetes; Saccharomycetales; Saccharomycetaceae.